AUGGCCAGCUCUAGGCUGGUGGGUGCUGCAUUCUUGGUUUUGCUCCUUGUGGACCUUACCUUUGCCGCAAGAUCAUCACCAAAGGCCUUAGAUCGUAAGAGUGGUGGUGAUGGAGGAGGAAGAGGCGGUGGUGGUGGUGGUGGUGGAGGAGGAGGACUAGGUGGAGGAGGUGGGCUUGGUUCAGGUUUUGGGUCAGGGUGUGGUUUUGGAUAUGGUGGAGGAGGAGGACUAGGUGGUCAUGGUAUGGGAGAAGGUGGAGGUGGUGGAGGAGGAUCCGGGGGUGGUUCAGGGUUUGGAAGCAUUUUUGGGCAUGGCGAAGGACAUGGAUCAGGUAAUGGGGUCGGACAAGAAGGAGGUGGCGGAGGUGGAGGUGGGCAAGGUGGUGGAGGAGGUGGAGGCUUAGGAAAUGGAAGUGGGUUUGGUCAUGGCGAAGGAUAUGGAAGUGGCGAAGGACAUGGAGGUGGGGAUGGUCAAGGAGGAGGUCAUGGUAGUGGCAGUGGAGGAGGUGGCGGAGGCGGGCAAGGCGGUGGAGGAUGUGGAGGCUUAGGAAAUGGAAGUGGGUUUGGUCAUGGUGAAGGACAUGGAAGUGGCGAAGGACAUGGAGGUGGGGAUGGUCAAGGAGGUCAUGGUAGUGGCAGUGGAGGAGGUGGCGGAGGCGGAGGCGGAGGUGGGCAAGGUGGUGGUAGCGGUUCUGGAAAUGGCUCUGGCUUUGGAUUUGGUGAAGGCUUUGGUGAAGGCUAUGGCAAUGGGGAUGACGAUUUGCCAUGA
Molecule: messenger RNA, 768 nt
Organism: Carya illinoinensis
Lineage: Eukaryota; Viridiplantae; Streptophyta; Magnoliopsida; Fagales; Juglandaceae
Product: glycine-rich cell wall structural protein 2-like
Exons: 2
Coding region: 1-768 (255 amino acids)
Source: RefSeq, a predicted model, not a curated record